Messenger RNA from Erigeron canadensis, 3859 nucleotides. Its product is annotated as DNA topoisomerase 1. Gene Ontology annotation, molecular function: DNA topoisomerase type I (single strand cut, ATP-independent) activity; DNA binding. Gene Ontology annotation, biological process: DNA topological change. Bases 161 to 3601 code for a protein of 1146 amino acids. Gene Ontology annotation, cellular component: chromosome. Lineage: Eukaryota; Viridiplantae; Streptophyta; Magnoliopsida; Asterales; Asteraceae. The transcript has 10 exons. The record is from RefSeq and is a predicted model, not a curated record.
CUAAAACCUUAAACUCUGCCACUGUCUCCCUCCCCACACCACCACCGCCCGCCGACGCCGGCCGAACAACGCCGUCAAACACAUCCGGCAACAACUGAAAAGUGUUUGUUCAACAACAAUGGUUUUUGUUGAUAUUGAGCCAAAGUUUGGUGUUUGAGACAUGUUGUCAAAUGUUCACAAAGGCUUGUUUUGCUUAAGAAACCCCUCAACUACUUACCCGAUUAACGCGAUUAUGAGCAGGGCAUUGCGCACUAAUGCAUGUGAAAGACUUUUUGAGGUUGAUUUGAGAAAGGUCACAGUAUCAUGCAUCUUUAAUGGUGGACGUGUUAAAGCUUCUAGCCUCAAGCCUCAGAACACUUAUUUCCAUUUUGGAAAUCAAACUAAAUUCUCCUUUUCUUCUCCCCCUUUUCAACCAAAACUAAGUAGAGGUUCCCCAAGUUACAUGCUGCCAAUGAAUACAAUCCAUUAUGGUCUAAUGAAUGGUGGCUUUGGAUUAUUUGCACCCUAUAAAGGUGCUUUUUCCCUGAGGCAUUUUUCUCAGGCUUCAAGAGCUGUAGUACCUACAAAUGUAGCAUCUGAUGGAGAAAAAAGCAGGAAAAGUGCAUCCUUUCUUGCAUUUAAUAAGCAUUGGAAACAAUCUAAGAGUUUGACGCACAAGAAGCCUUUAGAAAUUAACGGAAAAACACAUCCUAAAUCUAGUGUAAAGGCUGUUAAGAACGAUGGUGUAUACGUAUUGAACGAGCCACCUGUUGAAGAUGGCAAGACUGAAGUGAAUUCUGCUGUCAAUGAAGGUCAAGUUCCUAAAACUAAAACGAAAAAAAAGCAGCAGCCAAAAAUAAAGAAAUCCCAGGAGAAGUCUACCGCUGCUUCUGAGGAAUUAGUUCUACAAGAAAGUUCCAAAAAAGUUUCUCCAACAAAAAAGUCCAAAUCCUCCAAAAGCAAUUCGGGGACUCUUGCAGAGGUUUCCUUAAAAGAAAAACCCCUCAUUGAAGUCGGUUUGGAAAAGGAACAGUCCAAAGGGACAACUACCAAGACUCAUAAGAAAAAACCCAAAAAAGCGGCCAAGUUAUCUACUGAACCUAAGGACACACCGGAGAAGUCAAACGUCAGUGAGUUAGCUUUAAAGUCAAAAACUCAAUCAAGUGUUGCUAAAAGGACAAUAAGGCCAUUGUAUCCUCCCUCUGGUAGAUCUGUCGUGGUCGUGGAGUCUGUCACAAAGGCAAGAGUGAUUCAGGGGUAUCUUGGGGACAUGUUUGAAGUUCUUCCUAGCUAUGGUCAUGUAAGGGACUUGGCUGCAAGGUCAGGAUCUGUGCGACCUGAUGAUGAUUUCAGCAUGGUUUGGGAGGUUCCUUCUGCUGCCUGGACUCAUCUUAAGAGCAUCAAGGUCGCAUUAGCCGGAACCCAGAAUCUUAUACUCGCAUCAGAUCCUGAUCGCGAGGGUGAGGCUAUUGCUUGGCACAUUAUUGAGAUGCUGGAACAACAAAAUGCUUUGCCCGAAAAUAUCAACGUAGCCCGAGUUGUGUUUAAUGAAAUUACCGAAUCUUCCAUUAAAGAAGCCUUGCAAGCUCCAAGAGACAUCGAUUUCAACUUGGUCCAUGCUUAUCUUGCACGACGUGCGCUUGAUUAUUUAAUUGGAUUUAACAUUUCUCCAUUAUUGUGGAGAAAAUUACCGGGAUGCCAGUCCGCGGGUCGGGUCCAAUCUGUAGCGUUAGCUCUUAUAUGUGACCGGGAAACAGAAAUUGAUCAAUUUAAACCACAAGAGUACUGGACUAUCGAAGGUGAGUUUACUCUCGAAAAGGGUUCUAGAAACAUUUCGUGCCCGGCACACUUGACACAUUAUGAUUUCAAAAAGCUAAACCAAUUGUCGGUUUCUUCUCAUUCGGAGGCUAGUGUUAUUGAGAACCUGAUCAAAUCUUCAGUGUUUAAAGUAACUGGAACAAGUAAAAAGAAGUAUAAGAAAACAGCCUCACCUCCAUAUAUAACAUCUACCCUUCAACAAGAUUCUGCAAGUAAACUACACUUUGCAUCAUCAUACACUAUGAAACUGGCACAGAAGCUGUAUGAGGGAGUUAAACUGCCUGAUGGCAAAUCAACAGGGUUGAUUACGUACAUGAGAACCGAUGGAUUACACAUGUCAGAUGCAGCUGUUGAGGAAAUCAGGUCAUAUGUAACAGAAAGAUAUGGGAAGAACUAUAUCCCGAAUAAUGCUCGGAAGUUUUUUAAAAAGGUAAAAAAUGCUCAAGAGGCCCAUGAAGCGAUUAGACCUACGGAUAUAAGAAGGCUACCGUCAAUGCUUUCUGAAAUUCUUGAUGAAGAUAGCUUAAAGCUGUAUACAUUAAUAUGGGCUCGUGCAAUUUCAUGUCAAAUGGAACCUUCGAUUACUGAACAAAUACAAGUUGAUGUAGGAACUGCUAAUGAGUCGAUUAUUUUUCGUGCCACGAGCUCGAGAAAGGAUUUUCCUGGGUACCAGGCUGUAUAUAAGGAUAUUGAGAGUAAAUUAAUUAGAAAUGAUGCAGAUCAAGACGAGCAUAACGGGCCUUUUGAGGUUCUUAAUGAUCUGAAAUCUGGGGAUCUGAUGGGUCUCAUGAAUUUAGAACUUAAGGAACAUCAUACCCAACCUCCACCACGGUAUUCAGAGGGUUCAUUGGUAAAAAAGAUGGAGGAGCUAGGGAUUGGUAGACCAUCUACUUAUGCAACCACAAUUAAGGUUUUGAAAGAUAGAAACUAUGUGACCCUAAAAAGUCGAGUUCUUUAUCCGGAAUUUCGUGGGCGUAUGGUGUCCGCCUUUUUGCUUCAUCAUUUCUCUGAGGUUACGGAUUAUAGUUUUACAGCUGAUAUGGAGACUGAACUUGAUAAUGUUUCGGGGGGUAUGACAGAAUGGAAAGGUUUGCUUAGAGAUUAUUGGACAAGAUUUAGCAAGUAUUGUGAACGGGCUAGUAAUGUUCAUAUUCAUCAGGUGGAAAAGAUGUUGGAGAAAACAUUUGGUGAUUUUCUAUUUGCUUCUCUUCCUGACCAAAGUAGAAUGUGCCCAAGCUGUAAGGAGGGUACUUUGAUAUUCAAAGUUAGCCGAUUUGGUGCAGGUUACUUCAUUGGCUGUGAUAAGCAUCCUCAGUGCAAGUAUAUUGCUAGAACACUAUAUGGUGAUGACGAUGAUGAUGCAAGUCCAGAAAAUGGGCGAGCUGUAGAGGAGCCGAAGCUUCUUGGUCUGAAUCCAGGCUCAAAUGAAAAGAUUCUAUUGAAGGAUGGUCCAUAUGGUCAUUAUGUUCAGCUUGGUGAAGACAAGAAGGGACACUUGCCUAAACGAGCUUCUGUCUCCCAGAUUUCAGACAUUAGCUCUAUUACCUUGGAAGAUGCUCUUCAGCUACUGCGUUACCCCAUCACUUUGGGAAAACAUCCGGAUGAUGGGCAACCAGUGGUGCUGAAGCUUGCAAGACAUGGAUUAUCGGUAAAACAUAGACGUACACAAGCACCAGUACCAAAGAACACAAGCCCAAAUGACAUAACGCUUGAGAAAGCUUUGAAGUUUUUAACCGGGAAAGAUGCCAAGCAAACUGGACGCCCAAAGAAGAACAAAGACAAGGAACCAGUAGAGAUUUUGUAGUUUUAGGUAUAUAUUGGUUGCUUAUAGCCAUAUUCUCAUUAUAUUUUUGCUGAUCUAUACGGAGAUGUUUCUCAUUACGUCUUCUGAAUAGACGGUUGAAAAAGUCACGAGAUGUAGAAAUAAUAGUGCAGCAACGCAUUCCGAGCCAUUGUAUUAGGUUGAUUCUUUUUCUGCGGCAACGCAAACUCAAGUGUACCUUUUCAAAGUUUCAUAAGGUAAAAGAAAUUCCAUUACAUGUAUAACAAACCUUUCCUGUUA